AUGAGAAUUCAGGAUAAAACCAUUACCGAUCUUUAUCUCGAAGUGAGAGAUCAAGGCACUGGAAAGAAAGGAUCCGCGCAGAUCAGACACGAUCCACUCUCAACGGGCUUCCAAAUCGUUCCACUAAAGCCUGGAUAUACAAUAAACACUACAAAACUUUAUUUGGCUGUAUUUCAGGAUCCCCACCACUCGGCCACUGAUGGCGAGCUGGAGAUGCGAUGUGUGGGAAGUGAGCGGCCUUUGAGGGCACAGAUCCACUCAUACGCUGUCAGAGUCGGUGACACAAUGACUGUGGACAUUCCAGAGAGUUGGACUGAGAAGUGUCAUGUGAUUCGGUUAAAGUGGCUACGAAAGCUGAAUCGCGGAGGGGAUUCUCGUGAGCGCUUAAUGGUGAUCCCCAAAACGGAUUCGAGUUCGGAGAGUGGCGAGUUGAAUCUCGCAUUUCUUCACCCAAUCAACUACUCAUCGCAGUACACGGUGGGAGAGCGUGUCACUGUGAAAGCGAGUGUACAAGAUGAUACGUACAACUAUAUGGUUAUUUGCAAUGGAAAGGAUUUGACUCGUUCCGCUCGAAUCGAUCACAGUAAAACGAUCAAUUUUGAGGCGACAAGGAAAAUGUUGGGGAAUUGUGUCAUUUAUCUUUACAGUACGAAGACUCAGCAAGUGGAUAUGUUGCUCUUUUUCGUCAGUGACAAGUGCACGGGAUCAACAAUUCCAUCAAGAGAUACUAUGAAACCUGGGCAAAAAAUUACGAUCACGAUGAAUGGACAGAAAAAUGGAUAUGUGAUUAUGAGAACGCUUGAUGAGAAAAUCGCUAAAUUAAUGAAAAAAAAUGGAUAUGUGAUUAUGAGAACGCUUGAUGAGAAAAUCGCUAAAUUAAUGAAAGAAGAUCAACCCGGUUUGCCGAAACUCUGGGAAGGCCUCUUCUUUGCUCGAAAUUUCCAAAAAGAAGAACAAAUUCGAAUGUUCAAUUUAGUGACCUUAAAAAGCAUCAAGAAUAUUAUCACAAAAAAUUGUGCCAUCGCUGGUUCUCUCUUUAAUCAUAAAAUCUUGGGAGGAACUUGCCCCGAAGGAAAAGCCUCAACAUCAGCUGUUUCUGAUUUAUGUAUGCGACAAAUCACAACGAAUUGUCAGCCUGGCAUCACUCCAACUCAAGAAGCGGUUUGUGAUCGAAUGGGCUCGUCAGCCAGUUGCAGGUAUAAAGAAAUAGAAGCUGAAGACUCGGAAAGAUUCCAACCGGAUCUUUCGGAGCAAUUCUUUUCAUCAACUCGUCCAUUUGGUGACGGUUUUACUGGAAUGAAUGGAAUGAAUGGAAUGCCUGGAAUGCCUGGAAUGUCCAGCGAUUUUGGCGGAUUCGCUGGCCCACCCGGCCCAUUUCCAUCUCAAGAUUUCAGUUCGUUCAUGCGUUCAUUUGGUCGACCGACGACUUUUAUGGACGAUUUCGAGUUAGAGCCACCGAUUCUCCCGUCAGAUGAGAUGACUUUCACACGCUCGUAUUUCCCUCAUGUUUGGAUCUUUGAUGACUAUUCGUUGGGUCCAUUUGGCACUUCAGCGAUUCAAGAAGAAGCUCCACAUUCGGUUGGUCGUUGGGUGAUUCAAAGUGAUUAUUGGGCGCCGAAUGAGUUCUCAUUUUGUUCAGCGAUUCCAAAAUAUGUCACUUCAACAAAAUCUUUCUUUAUGGAGAUUGACAUGCCGAAAAAUGUUUACGUAAAUGAAUCGGUUACAGUCAAGAUCUCAGUGACAGCAAAUGAUUUAGAAGAAGAGAAACAGCUUUCAAUUUGUUACGGUAAUCUGCCGAGACAAUUGUGCGCGGAUAUGGGCCCGGCUGGAACCCAUGGACUACCCGCUUACUCAAGAAUUGUUCUUUCCAAAAUCCAUCCAAUAACAACAAAGACUUUCAACAUGAGAUUUUUCAAAACCGGAGAAGUGAAGAUUGUGUUCAUGCUGAGGACUGAGGUUUAUGUGCCUGGGGAAGAGAAUCGAUGCGCAAAUGGGGAAGUGUUGGAUUCGAUUGAGCAACCGAUUAUGAUAGCGAAAAGAGCCGAAACAGAAGAGCACUAUCGACGAUUGAUUUUAUCAAUCGAGAAACCAGUGAGCAAAUCGUUAAAUGAUGCGAUUGAAGAGGUCGAUAGGGCGGAUGUUAUACGGCCAAAUAUCUUAGAUGUUUACGAGUAUCGAGCUCCUCACGAGGACGCACUGAUCUCCGAAAUUCACACCAACAUCGCUGACACUGAUUCCGUUUACAGUAUCACGGCCGAAAUCUCGAAGUUUUUACCGUCCAUUUACAUUCCAUUACGUAUUUCAAAUGAGUUGCGAGAGUCGGAAGCGUCAAGAAAAAAACGAGGAAUUGUUGGUUAUGGAAACACUUUCCUCUCCGAUGUCAUCAAAAAGCUCUCUGUUGAAUUGUACAAAUUCAAAUUAGAGCGAACGGUGUUGAGAAGAAAUGAUGCAACGACGGAGUUCUUGGAGAACAAUAUUGGAGCUUUGGUGGCUGACAUGUUGCGAUUCUCGGAUUGCUCGACGAACUCUUCUUGUGGUUAUUAUGAGUACGGACGACCGAUCAAUCAAAAUCAACGAUCGCCAGUG
Messenger RNA from Mesorhabditis belari, 2586 nucleotides. The record is from the annotation of a GenBank genome assembly. NCBI's taxonomy places the organism in Eukaryota, Metazoa, Nematoda, Chromadorea, Rhabditida, Rhabditidae.